UGUAGUCAUCACGACUUCGUCGAUGCUGACACUGACAGCAGCGUUAACAUGGCGAUGAAGGCAAUCAAGGGAAUGGUUGGCGGUGCCAUAAACGAAUUUUCUACAGCUGUUGGAGGUUCAAAAACGGCAGCUUUUCGUGAACAUGCGCUCGCCGUGAAUCGAGACUAUAUUUCUCAGCCACGACUAACAUACAAGACAGUCUCUGGAGUGAAUGGUCCUCUGGUGAUAUUGGAUAAUGUUAAGUUCCCUAGGUAUGCAGAGAUUGUGCAUCUCACCCUCCCUGAUGGGACCAAGAGGAGUGGGCAGGUGCUGGAGGUUACAGGAUCAAAGGCUGUCGUGCAGGUAUUUGAGGGAACCUCUGGUAUUGAUGCCAAGAAGACCAGUUGUGAGUUUACCGGUGACAUCCUGCGCACACCAGUGUCGGAGGAUAUGCUUGGUCGGGUGUUCAAUGGGUCAGGCAAGCCCAUCGACCGUGGCCCUGCAGUCAUGGCAGAAGAUUACUUAGAUAUCAUGGGCCAGCCCAUCAACCCUCAGUGCCGUAUCUAUCCCGAGGAGAUGAUCCAGACGGGUAUCUCUGCUAUUGAUGGCAUGAACAGCAUCGCCCGUGGACAGAAGAUCCCAAUCUUCUCAGCCGCUGGCCUGCCCCACAACGAGAUUGCUGCCCAGAUCUGUCGUCAGGCUGGGCUUGUGAAGAAAUCCAAAGAUGUGAUGGACUACAGUGAAGAGAACUUUGCCAUUGUGUUUGCUGCCAUGGGGGUCAACAUGGAGACUGCCAGAUUUUUCAAGUCUGACUUUGAGGAGAAUGGCUCCAUGGACAAUGUUUGCCUCUUCUUAAAUCUGGCUAAUGACCCCACGAUCGAGCGCAUCAUCACUCCACGCUUGGCACUGACCUCAGCCGAGUUCUUGGCCUACCAGUGUGAGAAACACGUCCUGGUCAUCCUGACCGACAUGAGCUCCUACGCCGAGGCCUUACGUGAGGUGUCUGCGGCCAGAGAGGAGGUGCCAGGCAGGAGGGGUUUCCCCGGCUACAUGUACACAGAUCUGGCCACCAUCUACGAGCGAGCCGGACGCGUGGAGGGACGCAACGGCUCCAUCACGCAGAUCCCUAUUCUCACCAUGCCAAACGACGAUAUCACGCAUCCCAUCCCUGAUUUGACUGGCUACAUCACAGAGGGUCAGAUCUAUGUGGACAGGCAGCUGCACAACAGACAGAUCUAUCCUCCUAUCAAUGUGCUUCCCUCUCUUUCUCGACUGAUGAAGUCCGCCAUUGGCGAAGGAAUGACACGCAAAGAUCAUGCUGAUGUGUCAAAUCAGCUGUAUGCCUGCUAUGCCAUCGGGAAAGAUGUGCAGGCUAUGAAGGCUGUGGUGGGAGAGGAGGCACUGACUGCUGACGACUUGCUUUACCUGGAGUUCCUGCAGAAAUUUGAAAAGAACUUCAUUGCUCAGGGGGCCUAUGAGAACCGCACUGUGUAUGAGACGCUGGACAUUGGCUGGCAGCUGAUGAGGAUCUUCCCCAAGGAGAUGCUGAAGAGGAUCCCUCAGAGCACUUUGGCCGAGUUCUACCCUCGUGACUCCAAGCAUUAACCCCACUCCCUCUCCCUCCAGUAUCCCCAUCUCCCGUUCCUGACCCCCCCCCCCCCACACACACACACACACACACACACACACACAAUCACACUGGUCCUUUCUCUUGUCUGUCUCCUCCCCCCUGAUGCUGUAUUGCUUGAGACCUGCUGCUCUUCUCUGCUCUGUUCUUGUGUCAGUGGUUGCCGUCAUUAGUAGUUUGCUGGGAAACGUGCACGCGUGCUGCUGCGCCUGCCUUUUGAGUUUGAUGUGCAGUCCCCCCAACUGUGCCGCACACUUUGAUCAUACAUUAAAGGAGUGGUGGUAGGGCUCCCUGUACAUGGAGCUAGCUGUGAGCAGGCAGUUGAGUUACUGUAUGCAUGUUGUUGGCAUAGGGCACCGGAAAGCUCUGAUGGCUCUGUCCUUCCUGAAGGAUCCUCAGGGGCCCAAGGUUAAGUGUGCUACCAGUUAAGAACGGCUAUCAUUCCUCUACUGAGUGUGUACCUGUCUGUUACAGCGUAUAGAAUAACCUACAAGGCAAACAGAAAGUAAAUGCCAUAAGUCAUCAGUGUCAUCACUCAUAGUAUGUAUUGGAGCCUCCAGAGCAAGUGUGACCCCUUGGUGUGAAUGGGACAGAUUGUUAAGUGUACUAUUAAUGUAUUGAUCUUUCCACAUUCUGUAAUAUGUUCUCAUACUACAAUGUCAAAAAUGUGGCAAAUAUUAUUACAGAUAUUUAAGAUUAAAGAUAAAAUGUGAGAAAGCUCUGUUUCAGAAAUCAAAUAUAUCUAGUCAGUGUAGACUGAAAAUGAUUUAUUUAUAAAGUUUAUUUUUAUGUUGCAUCAAUGUUGAAUGCCUCUGCAUUUUCCUGUAGUUCUAUGAAUGUAAUUUUGCUAUUUUGUCAUUUUUUGUUAUUGUCAUGUUUCUUUUUCAAAGCCUGGCUCUCAUGUUUAAAUACUUCUCAUAUGGGCUGUUCUUAACAAAAUUAAGAACAGCCCACAUGAGAAAUAUUACUGUAUAUGAAAGUUGUGGAAUGUGGAAUGCCAAUAAGGUGGAAUCCUGGUGUUAUGCAGUUUUAUUUGCCAAGCGACCUUCAUAUUUUUUUAUAUGUGCCAUGGGAUGGUAAAACAACCUUUCUUCCAAAUGUAGUGUGGUAAUGUGUGUACUGAUAUUUAAAGUGAAUCCCAACAGAUGUCUUCAUAUGAAGAUCAUCCUCUUUUCUGUGUCUUUUAUGUGUAUGUGUAAGUUGUGUUUCUUUGUCAUUGCAUGCAGAUUAUGUUGUUCACAUCGAUGCAAGGUGUCUGUACAGUUGAUUAAAUGUGAGUAUGACUCAAAAUUUGUUCUGUGAUUUAUAUGUGAGAGUCCAGAAUGCAGUUAAAUCAGUAUAUCAUGUGCAUUUACUACAUAUAUGUAAUGAAAUGAAAGAAAUGAAAAGCUACCAUUUAAAGUCCAGGGGAAUGUCCUCUGAUAUACGGAUGCAUCUAAAAAAAUUAGAAUAUCAUGGAAGAGUUCAUGUUUUUCUGUAAUUUAUUUCAAAAAGCGACAAUGUCAUAUAAUCUAGAUUCAUUAAACAUGUGAAAUAUU
This is a messenger RNA of Alosa sapidissima (American shad), 3144 nucleotides long. It is a transcript of the gene atp6v1b2b, whose product is annotated as ATPase H+ transporting V1 subunit B2. Gene Ontology annotation, cellular component: proton-transporting V-type ATPase, V1 domain. Gene Ontology annotation, biological process: proton transmembrane transport; ATP metabolic process. Gene Ontology annotation, molecular function: proton-transporting ATPase activity, rotational mechanism; ATP binding. The coding region runs from base 49 to 1584 and encodes 511 amino acids. The transcript is spliced from 14 exons. The record is from RefSeq and is a predicted model, not a curated record. NCBI's taxonomy places the organism in Eukaryota, Metazoa, Chordata, Actinopteri, Clupeiformes, Clupeidae.